Spodoptera littoralis (African cotton leafworm) is the source of this 3526-nucleotide messenger RNA. NCBI's taxonomy places the organism in Eukaryota, Metazoa, Arthropoda, Insecta, Lepidoptera, Noctuidae. The record is from the annotation of a GenBank genome assembly.
AUGAAUUAAUUAUUUUGUCUAUGAGUUUCAAUGUCGCACAUCCGAACAAGUGUAACAACACUACGAAAAAUAUUUUUUGUUUAUGGUAGAAAUAUUAGAUUCUCAUUGGAUGUACAGCGGCUGGUUAAAAAUGGCGCGCGUAGUGUAUACUCUAUGGUGAGCGUUUUGUCACAUCCUGUUAUGUGUAGGGAGAGUGCAUGGCCUCGACGUUGAUCCCGUUCUAAGAUAUUUUUUCCUUCGUUGCUGCUGUUUAGAAAAUAUAGACGGUGUUAAAUUUCGUGAUGGUGUUCUUUAAAAGGCCAUGGAUUUGAUGAAAACGGACUAUGAGUUCCUAGACUUAUCUGAUGUGAAGGACGCGGAAUUGAACCGACUGCAGUGUGCCCUGUACGACCGGAUACCCGACAUCUCGGCCACUGCUCUCGCCGGUGGUUGGAACAAACCUACUAUAGGUAAGUAUCACACGAAAGUGUUCAUCUCCACUGGUCGUCCGUCGGUAAGACCGGUCGACGCGGUUUAUUUAGUUAGUAAAAUAAAGAGUACUUUGAUGGCAGCAGAUCCGUCUUCCUGUUCGUCGAGCACGGCGGGCGCCCCGACCGUGUCGAGCAGCGUGGACAGUCUGUCGGGCGGCGAGUGCGACAUGGCGCCCCACUCGCCGGCGCGCGCCCCGCCGCAGCACGCGCCGCCGCCGUACGCGCAGCCGCCGCCCGCCUACCCGCCGCCGCACCACCACCAGUGGCCCGUGGCGCCGCCCAACGUGUACGUCAGCCAGGUCACGGCUAACGUCAACGUGCACGGCUACAUGGGCCAGUACUACCAGCCGCAGCCGCAGUACCCGCCCGCGCCGGAGCGCGCAGCCCGCGCCCCGCGCCGCGACCGCCGUGGCAAGCGCCCGCCGUCUCCGCCGCCGCAGCCGCCGCCCUACUACCUGCAGUACCCGCAGUACUACCCCGCCGCACAGGCGCAGGGCGCGCCGCUCUACCACCUACCCGUGUACCAGCCUCUCGUCUACGGACCCUAUGCGUACCCGCCCUAUUACCCUGAGUACCCCAUGCCCGUAGAGGGUGAAGCUGACAAGGGUCCCGAGGAAUACCCCCAGGAGGUUGUGAUGGAGCAGGAGGCCGUAGACGCUUACUACGCGAGCGCCCACUACGCUGCGCCGCCAUACGGUCCACCAGUAGAGGGUGGCGUGGAGUAUAUACCACCGAUGUACCUUCCUCCGCCGCCCCACCCGCCUCCAGUACCAAUGCAGCAGCAACAACAACCGCCUCCACAGACCACGCCACAUCAGUUUAACGUACACGCUAAAAACUUCGUGCAAGGCCAAAAUCAAAACAAAAAUUAUACACAAGAUAAGAGUCAGGAACAGAAACCCAUGCCUGCACCACCUACAGCAUCAGCAACAGCUGCUUCAGUAGAAUCCUUACCUCUAAAGGACCUUAAAAUCAGCAAAGGUCCCGGUAGUCCUAAACAGUCGGAUCGUGUCAACGAACCGGGUCAAGCAAAGCUGUCACCAGUCGAAAAAGUUACAACAGCGCCGAAGACUGAAACCACGAAGUCGUCGUGGAAUGCUGCGGAGUCAAAACCUGAACAACCGAUUGCAGCUCAAUCACCAGCAAACAAAUCUUUCCCUCCAUCAGCACCACCCUCGAAUCAAAUGCCUACAAAUAAGAUUCCACCCGCAGUACCGAAGCCAAGUAAAGGCCCCGCAGCUCCGUUUUCGGGUGGCAAACAGCCUGCGAAACCUGUGGUGCCGCAAACAGUGGUACCGGUGCAACAAGCCGCUUCCACUCCGAAAGCUCCUUUCGGUAGCCGACAAAAGCGUGAUGGACCUGCUAAUCGCUCUCCGUCUAACGACAACAAUGAAAGUUCUGAUCGGAAUGCGCCCACGAGCGACCACGCCAAACGUGAACCUCCACUGCCGCCCAGCAAAGCCCCAAUGCCGAUCUCUAUCACGUUGCAUUCCGCCGGGCCGCCUCUCAUUGUUAGCAAUAAAGCACCGUUCGGUCACUCGCGCAAAGGUGGUGCGGCACCCGAGCCUCCUCCGGCGCCGCAGCCCCCGCCUCCAGCCCCCACUGCUUCAGACUUCCCCCCUCCGCCCACCCCGCGCAACCAGCCGGCGCCGCCUCCCGCGCUGCCUCCAGCGCCGCAGCCCGCGCCCGGCAAGUCUUGGGCGAGCUUGUUCUCCAACAAACCAAGCGGCGCACCACCACCCGCCCCUGCCGUCCUGCCGGCACCCGAGGAUCCGCCCAGCCCUACGACGGCAACACCUCCCAUUGCUACGAAUGUUCAAAAGCCAGUAGCGAAGGUGCCGCCCUUCGACGCUUCGCCAUUGCAGGCAACAGCUACUGACAAGAGCUCCCCGACACCACGUCCUGCCGCGCCCGCAGUGUCGUACUCCGAGAAGACGUCAGUGAACGCGACAGCAGGCGCGGCGCGUGCGGCCGCGGCCCCGGAGCCCCGCGAGCAGCGCGAACCUCGUGAGGCCCGCGAGGCGCGCGAGCCCCGCGAGGCACCCCCAGCUAAGGAGCCGAGCCCCACUCAACCACAACAACCUUCACCCUUCAGUGACGACCCCAACUCUUACAGGAUGGGAGAAUUCCUGUCUAAAUACCAACUGGACAAUCGGCCAGUGGCCUUACUGCCUCGAGGUCUCACCAACCGUUCCAACUACUGCUAUGUGAAUGCGAUCCUGCAAGCACUGAUCGCCUGCCCGCCGUUCUACAACAUGCUGAAGGCAUUGCCCUACCAGACUCGCCGCGGAAAGUCCAGCACACCUGUCAUUGACUCCUUAGUGGAGUUGUGCUACGAGUUCAGUCCGCUAGCGCCGGGCAGCACACGCGGCGGUCGGGGUGCGGGCUCGGGCUCCGCCCCCGCCGUGCCGGCCGGGCCUCCGCUGGAAGGCGGCGCCGGCCAGCGGGUGCUGCGGGCGCUGCGCCCCUUCCCCGGCUCACAGGAGGGCAGGCAAGAAGAUGCAGAGGAGUUCCUGGGUUGCUUGCUAAAUUCUCUCAACGAUGAGAUGCUUGAGCUGAUAAAGCUCGUAGAGCCAGAAGAGCCGCGCGCCCCCGGCGCGGCGGCGCCGAGCCCCGCGGGCGCGGCGGGCGCGGCGGGCGGCGAGGCGGCGGACGAUGACGAGUGGAAGGUGAUGGGGCCACGCAACCGCGGCGCCGUGGAGCGGCGCUGGGCGGCGCGCCGCACGCCGGUGGCCGACAUCUUCCGCGGCCGCACGCGCCUGCGUCUGCACCGCGCCGCGCACCAUGACGUCACGGACGCCGUGCAGCCAUUCUUCACACUCCAACUCGACAUCGAGCGUGCAAACAGCGUGAAAGAUGCCCUGGAACUGUUAGCUGGCAAGGACACUCUGGAGGGCGUGAGUGAUGCCUGGCAACAACUGUCUCUGGAACAGCUCCCCGUGGUCCUUCUCUUGCACCUCAAAUGUUUCCAACUGGAUGCAGAUGGCCACACAGCCAAGAUUGUCAAGAACAUUGACUUCCCUAUUGAUUUGAAAAUUGAUCCAAAUGCACAAUGA